AUGGUGAAUAAGCAGAAUAAGCAGAACAAAACCCCUGUCCCACCUGUCUCAUUCGACGAGAUCAUUCAGUCCGAUCGCCAGAAGAAGCAGAGAGAAGAACUUGCAAACUCCAUUCUUGGAAAGAACCGAUCUGCCCGUCGUGCCAGUGCGCCCGGCGCAGGGGGGAUCCAGAAGUCGCAAAAUGCCAAACCGGGCAGCCUGGCCAGUCGCAUCGGUGUGCCUAAACGCUCCGCCUCAACUGCCAACCUCCGUGGCAACAAGCCAAACUCCAAGCCAAACUUCAAGCCAAACCCCAAGCCAAACCCCAAGCCAGCCCCAGCAACCGCUCCUACUGCACCAGCAAAGAAACCCGCCAGGAACAAUCGCCAACCCAAUAAAGAUCGAUUACAAAAUGCCAUCGAGUCCGGUUCCAGCCAAGCGACCAUUCACUCUCCCAGAAGUGGCCUGUCUAUCAAGGGCGCAUCCGGUCCCUUCAUCGUGAUCGGCAGCAACUUUGCGCCAGGAACUACCGCGGCCGAUAUUCAAUCUGCCUUGGAACCCACAUCGGGUCCUAUGCUCAGCUGCCGUGUCAUCUCGCAUAACCCAACCGUGACCGCGGAAUUUGCGUUUGAGAACAAAUGGAACGCAGAGAAUGUUGUUGCCAAUUAUCACCACCAACGGGCCGAUGGACGCCUACUCUCUAUGGUCUUGAAGCCUACUGGAUCGGCUGCAAGCGCCAACCAGAACGAGUACAGCGAUUUGCGGGUACAGGCUGAUCGUGAACGGAAAAAUCGACGGGCAGAACCCAGUGUGCAGGAUGGCCGUUACGGUUUUGAUGAUAAUACCCAAAUUUUGCACAAUACCGAGUCCUCCGGGCUGUAUAGCGACAAUAUGAUGGUGGACGCGCCACAAGGCCCUCAACCGCGAAGGAAUAACAAUCAGAACCGCCAACGUCGCUGA
This is a messenger RNA of Penicillium verhagenii, 939 nucleotides long. RefSeq lists its product as uncharacterized. NCBI's taxonomy places the organism in Eukaryota, Fungi, Ascomycota, Eurotiomycetes, Eurotiales, Aspergillaceae. The record is from RefSeq and is a predicted model, not a curated record. Bases 1 to 939 code for a protein of 312 amino acids. The transcript is spliced from 4 exons.